This is a messenger RNA of Phycomyces blakesleeanus NRRL 1555(-), 601 nucleotides long. RefSeq lists its product as hypothetical. NCBI's taxonomy places the organism in Eukaryota, Fungi, Mucoromycota, Mucoromycetes, Mucorales, Phycomycetaceae. The record is from RefSeq and is a predicted model, not a curated record. Gene Ontology annotation, biological process: late endosome to vacuole transport via multivesicular body sorting pathway. The transcript is spliced from 8 exons. Gene Ontology annotation, cellular component: endosome; Vps55/Vps68 complex. The coding region runs from base 30 to 431 and encodes 133 amino acids.
AGUUGCGUUUUGACUGAUACAUUAUAACGAUGGCGGGCUUAAAAAGCAUUAUCGGUCUUGCUUUUGUUCUUGCUAUAGGAUUCCUUUUUGUUAUUCUGUCAUGUGCACUUUAUAAUAAUUGGUGGCCUUUGCUUGUUGUGGCUACUUAUGUACUUGCACCACUUCCCAACGAGAUAUUUGGAAGGUGCUCAGAAGAGCAUGGUUCAGAACUGUGGAAUGACGAUGAUAACAGCUCUAGCUUUACAGACGCUGGCCGCUUCAUUACCGGAAUACUGAUUGUUACUGGAUUUUGUCUUCCGUUCGUUCUGGCUCACGCCGAAGUGAUUACUGUACCUGCUAUGAUUAUGAGUAUUAUUGGAGGCGUGCUGGUAUAUGGCACAAUUAUUGCAUACACACAUUUUUUUAGUAGGGAGCAGGAUAUUUCCGUUUAAUGAAGCUGCAUUUAUUACUGGCGAUUGUAUAGCAAGACUAUCUUGAUUUUUGGAUAGGGCGAUUCUUUAUCUUUUUAACGUCAAUACUAAGAUGUACCUUAUGUUUCUGUUUUUAGUUUUCUUUAAACGCAUAAAUAAAUACAUAAACAUAUAUAUAUAUAAUAUAGUUU